CUUUCGUUUCAAAGACCACGACGUCGUUAUGAAUUUUCCGUCACGUGGAGCCCCACCGACUCUCCCUGCGAAUCGCCUAUAUUCUUUCCACCACUCGUAGUAGUUCACCGCCCAGUCUCUACGAUUUCGUCACCUGUGGUCUCCAUGCCCUGAUUCUUGCUUCCUCUUUCCUGCAUUCUGGAAGUAACUUCAUUGGGGCCACCUCUCCUCUCUCGCAAAUCUCCGCUACCUGCACACUUCUCGGUCUCUCACCCACCAACCCCAAUUCCAUAUCAAAAACCCUAAUUUUUCUCUCUCUGCACCUCCGUUUUCAGUUCUACAACGGCUCUGUAGUUCGCCUUCAAGUGGGUAUACCUGCGUUCGAUUCGCAGCUGAGCCAUCCUAGAAAGUCAGUUACUGGAUUGAUGAAUUGCGGGAAUCUCUGUUCUUAGUAUUGAGAGGGUGAGAUUUGGGGGGUUUCCAGGAAGGGGAUCUUAUGGUUGAUAAGAAUGGAGGAAAAUGAACAGAAUAAAAGUAGUGGAUUCAGGAGUUCCGGCGAGAGUCGUCCGCCGAAUCCAUUCGCUGCCGAAUACCGACAAUGCCUUAGCACCGAACGUGGGGCGGCACCAAGUAAGAAGUCCCUUGUUCGGCAUCCUUCUCUUAUGAAGACAAAGGUGUCUGAAAUAUCUGCUGAGCCAGAACCUGUUGUUGGAGAUUGCAAGUCUGUGUUCCUACCAAAUGUUCGCUCUGGAGGAUGUGCUGAUAUUGGGUUCCGUUCAAGCAUGGAAGACGUGUAUUUGUGCGUAGACAACUUUUUGCCAAAUUAUGGACUCAGGAACCACAUAGAUGGGCCCAGUGCAUUUUAUGGGUUGUUUGAUGGACAUGGCGGAAAGCAUGCUGCUGAUUUUGCUUGUCAUCAUUUGCCAAAGUUCAUUGUCGAGGAUGAAGGCUUCCCAAGUGAUAUUGAAAGGAUUAUUGCAUCAGCAUUUUUGCAGACAGACAAUGCCUUUGCUGAAGCUUGCUCUCUUGAUGCUGACCUUGCUUCUGGUACCACUGCUCUGGCUGCUGUUGUCAUUGGAAGGAUGUUGGUGGUGGCAAAUGCUGGAGAUUGUCGAGCAGUGCUGUGUCGCCGUGGAAAGGCUAUUGAGAUGUCAAGGGAUCACAAACCGACACACAGCAAAGAGAGGAAGCGCAUUGAGGCAUCUGGAGGUCAUGUGUCUGAUGGAUAUCUCAACGGACAGCUCAAUGUAGCCCGCGCUCUAGGUGAUUGGCACAUGGAAGGAUUGAAAGUCAGAGAUGGUGGACCUCUUAGUGCAGAGCCUGAACUUAUGACCACAAAUCUGACAGAAGAGGAUGAAUUUCUCAUCAUGGGCUGUGAUGGGAUUUGGGAUGUUUUUAGGAGCCAAAAUGCUGUGGAUUUUGCUAGGCGAAGGCUUCAGGAGCAUAAUGAUCCAGCCAGGUGCAGUAAGGAUUUGGUUGAUGAAGCUUUGAAGAGAAAGAGCGGAGACAACCUAGCGGUGGUUGUGGUUUGCUUCCAGCAGCAGCCUCCGCCUAACUUGGUGGCACCGCGCUCUAGAGUGCACAGGAGCUUCUCUGCUGAAGGCUUGAGGGAGUUGCAAAGCAUCCUGGAUAGCUUGGGCAAUUGAGUUGAUGCUAGUCCUUUCUUUUUUUUCCCCGGAUUUCUCUUUGUACCUCAUAAGAUUCAUUCGUAGGAUUUGACCGAGAGUACCUUAACUGUAAUAUAUGCGGCAUCCAGUCCACUUUUAUUUUGGUUUUUGACAAUGUGAAAUUAUUCGCAUUGGGUACUUCUUUUUGCCUUGUUUCCAAAGGCCAAUCGGGAAUAAUAUGCGUCGACGAUGAGAUUCCGAGUA
Molecule: messenger RNA, 1850 nt
Organism: Prosopis cineraria
Lineage: Eukaryota; Viridiplantae; Streptophyta; Magnoliopsida; Fabales; Fabaceae
Product: probable protein phosphatase 2C 22
Exons: 4
Coding region: 489-1625 (378 amino acids)
Biological process (GO): protein dephosphorylation
Molecular function (GO): protein serine/threonine phosphatase activity; cation binding
Source: RefSeq, a predicted model, not a curated record